This is a messenger RNA of Eremothecium cymbalariae DBVPG#7215, 1593 nucleotides long. RefSeq names its product NADH-ubiquinone reductase (H(+)-translocating) NDI1 (gene NDI1). Lineage: Eukaryota; Fungi; Ascomycota; Saccharomycetes; Saccharomycetales; Saccharomycetaceae. Gene Ontology annotation, molecular function: NADH dehydrogenase activity. The record is from RefSeq and is a predicted model, not a curated record. The transcript has a single exon. The coding region runs from base 1 to 1593 and encodes 530 amino acids.
AUGAUAGGGGCUCUGUGUAAGAAUAGUUCAAUCCUGAACGGUAACGGUAACGGUAGGAGAAAUGUGUUGAAACUUGGACAAUUGGUGAAGGGUAGGAUGGGAUAUGCAACCAAUGGAUCUAAGAAGUUGGGGGCGGUAGAUGGAGAUACUAAAACAGGUACUUCAUCGUUUAAGAGUGUGAAGGUUAUCGAGCAUAAGCUAGAUGACAAGCCCAACGUUGUGAUACUUGGUUCUGGAUGGGGAGCUAUUACUUUUUUGAAGCAUAUUGAUGCUAGAAAGUAUAAUGUGACGAUUGUAUCACCAAGAAAUUACUUUUUAUUUACACCAUUGUUGCCUUCUACGCCAGUUGGUACUGUAGAUGAGAAAUCAAUUAUUGAGCCAGUUGUGAACUUUGCUCUAAAAAAGAAGGGCAAUGUGUCGUAUUAUGAGGCGGAGGCUACUUCGAUCAAUCCUGACAGGAAUACUGUGACGAUUAAGUCAGUAUCUACGAUUUCUCAGUUAAGUACUCCUGAUAAUCACUUGGGUUUGACGCAGCAUGAAUCUGCGGAGCUUAAGUACGAUUAUUUGGUUGCUGCCGUAGGUGCAGAGCCUAAUACUUUUGGAAUUCCAGGUGUGGAAGAGCAUGGGAACUUUUUGAAGGAGAUCCCACACUCAGUACAAAUCAGGAAAAGAUUUUUGUCUAACGUCGAGAAGGCAAACUUGUUGCCUAAGGGGGAUCCUGAGAGAAAGAGGUUGCUAACUAUUGUUGUUGUUGGUGGCGGUCCUACUGGUGUAGAGACAGCUGGUGAAUUUCAGGAUUAUGUUGACCAGGAUUUAAAAAGGUUUAUGCCAUCUAUUGCCGAAGAAGUUCAAAUCCACUUGGUUGAGGCGUUACCAAACGUGUUGAAUAUGUUUGAGAGAAAACUGACAUCUUAUGCUCAGGAUGUCUUGGAGAGAACCAAAAUCAACUUGAUGUUAAAAACAGCAGUGGGCAAAGUUGAGCAGGACCACUUGAUUGCCAAGACUAAAAUGGAAAAUGGCGAAGUUGUGGAAACUAAGAUUCCAUACGGUACUUUGAUAUGGGCUACAGGUAACAAAGCUAGACCAAUUAUUUCUAAUUUAUUCAAGAAGAUUCCUGAGCAAAACUCAUGCACCAAAGGUCUUGCUGUCAAUGGUUACAUGUUGGUGAAGGGCACAAACAAUAUAUUUGCUGUCGGUGACAAUGCAUUUGCUGGCUUGGCACCAACUGCUCAAGUAGCCCAUCAGGAAGCCGAGUACUUGGUGAAGAUCUUUGACAAGAUGUCAAAGAUCAGCGGUUUCCACGCCCAAUUAUCAAAAAGAACAGAGAAGGUGGAUCUUCUUUUCGAAGAGAACGGCCUCAAGCCAUUCAAGUAUAUUCACCUAGGUGCAUUGGCUUACUUGGGUGCGGACAGAGCUAUUGCAGACAUUACAUAUGGUAAGAGGUCCUUCUACACCGGUGGUGGUUUGCUAACUUUCUACAUCUGGAGGGUCACAUACUUGGGUAUGUUGCUUUCAGCAAGAUCCAGAUUUAAGGUCAUUGCCGACUGGUUAAAAUUGGCCUUCUUCAAAAGGGACUGUUUCAAGGAGAUGUAG